AUGGCAGAGACUGCUUGGCGUAUUGAGGCCCAAGCUGCAACUGCUACAUCAAACUCUCAACCAACGGCUUCCAGUUCUACGACCAACCCAGCCAACAGUGCAAGCUUCAAUGAUGAUCUUUCCAAUGCGGAUUCCUGUGAUGACAAGUUCCAGGCUCGCGCCAUCAUUGAGGAAGAAAUUUUCCGUCAAUACAUUGCAAACAUUGGCGUGGACAAGCAUCAUACGGUCUACCCCCAUCUGACCGACCUGAACCGCUACAUUAUCCUGACUUCUAGUAAUGUCGCUUUGUGGGCAAAAGCAAUUCACUCCAAAGAACCUGGGGUUAGCGUGCUGUGCCCUCCGGCCUUGAUGAAGUACUACAAUCAAAGAUCGGCUCCCGCCCCAGCGGUUCAGCACCCUGCGCCUCCGAGCACUCCUCAAAUGGAUAGGCAGGAGAUGGUGGCAACGCUGGUUGAAGUCUAUCACGCGACCUUAGGCAGUGCGCAAUCUGCGACAUCCCAGCGUGUGCAAUCCCCAUCCGUUCAUCCCCCUACUGCGCAAUCCCCUUUGGCUUGGUCCCCCUCUCCGGUGAUCCCUGUCAAAGCCUGCAAUAAUCAUGCUCCGGUGAUCCCUGUCAAAGCAGGCGAUAAUCAUGGCUCCAUGGCCGAUUAUUUGCGGUUUGCAGGUGUCUUAAACACCGAACAAACAAUGCAAAUCUUACAACACCAUGAGGUUGACCACUACCUCAUACUUGGCGUCAACUACAUGUCACUUAGUGAGUUGCAGUCGUUGGGGUUGUCAGUCGGUACUCUUGCUUGGCUCCGUCGCAAUGUGGGUCAAUACCAACAGAGCCUGGCCGCCCAGCGGCCUUAG
This is a messenger RNA of Puccinia triticina, 852 nucleotides long. RefSeq lists its product as uncharacterized. Bases 1 to 852 code for a protein of 283 amino acids. The record is from RefSeq and is a predicted model, not a curated record. The transcript is spliced from 3 exons. Lineage: Eukaryota; Fungi; Basidiomycota; Pucciniomycetes; Pucciniales; Pucciniaceae.